ACACAAACAAGAUCGACAAGAUUAUUAUCUCAAAACUCAUUUUCUUCUCCACAAACAAAAUGGCAUCUUCCAUGAAAUUUCUAUUCGUUCUUGGCCUUGUUCUCCUUAUCGGAGCCGUUGUAGACGGAGCAGGAGAAUGCGGUAAAUCUUCUCCGGACAAUGAGGCGAUGAAGCUAGCUCCAUGUGUAGGCGCGGCUCAGGACGCUAACGCCGCCGUGCCGGGAGGUUGCUGUGCUCAGAUUAAAAGAUUCUCUCAGAAUCCUAAAUGUCUCUGCGCCGUUCUACUCUCCGACACAGCUAAAGCCUCAGGCGUGCAGCCGGAGACUGCUCUUACCAUCCCUAAACGCUGCAACUUCGCUAACCGCCCCAUUGGUUACAAGUGCGGACCAUACACACUUCCAUGAAGUGUUGAGGAAAAUGAUGAAGGAGAUUCAUGGGCUUUGGGAGGAACCUUUGGAGUUUACUACUACAUCUCAAAUGCCUUAUAUGGUACAUGAAUAAAGAUGUAAUGUUUUGUAUAUCAGUAUGAUUGUAACUAAUAACUAUAUCAAUAAUACAUGAAAUGAAUCAAC
Molecule: messenger RNA, 572 nt
Organism: Eruca vesicaria subsp. sativa (arugula)
Lineage: Eukaryota; Viridiplantae; Streptophyta; Magnoliopsida; Brassicales; Brassicaceae
Source: the annotation of a GenBank genome assembly